Messenger RNA from Emiliania huxleyi CCMP1516, 1182 nucleotides. RefSeq lists its product as hypothetical. The annotation marks the transcript as partial. The transcript is spliced from 5 exons. Lineage: Eukaryota; Haptophyta; Isochrysidales; Noelaerhabdaceae. The record is from RefSeq and is a predicted model, not a curated record.
GCGGCUGCAGUUCGGCCAGUGCUGCACGAGCGCGUGGUGCCUCUGCUCGAGUCCUUUCUGCGCACCAAGCAGCGGCUCGGGAGCGCGGUCGAGCGGCGGCUCUACGCCGCCAUGACACCGGCGGCCCUCCUCGACCGCAUGCUCCGCUGCCGGCCGCUCGCGUUUCUGAGCGCGUCGGACGACUACCGCCUUCGAGACGGCGUGACGCAAGGCUCGGGAGGCUUCGAGAGGAUCGGCACCGCUGACGAGGGCGCUGGCCCGCUCCGCCUCGAGCAGCUCAUGUCGUACGACGAGAUGGCCAUCGCCGCCCUCCUCUCCGUCGCUGUGCCGACGCACUUUUACAAUGACGGCGCUCCGAGACAGCUCCGAGAGGGGCCGCCCAGCCCUUGCCCCCGCCGCCUCGUGUGUGUGUUGAAAGGUCUGCCUUACCUCACCUCACCCCAGGUGGGGCGGAUGGAGUGGGCGCACACGCUAGUGACAGCGGAGCAAAACACGGCCGAGAACGGCUACGGCCCGGCGGCGGGAGUGGCGGCGGGAGUGGCGGCGGGACUGCUCGCGGCGUGGGCGCGGCUCUACGGGCGGGAGCACUUGCCGACGUACGACGAGGCGGUGUCAAGGCGGGAGACGGAGCCGGACACCUUCCUGCAAGUGCGCCUGCACGGUUUCUUUUUGUGCAGCGAUCUGUUGUUUUUCUGCAUCGACCCCUUUUUGCGGGAGGCGAGCGACCGCGCCAAAGAGAAGGGCGCCAAGGCGUACGCGCACGUGGUGGGGCUGGGCCUCGGCGUGUGGAUGGCGACGCUGAUGGUGCAAGCCUUCGAGGCGGCGCUGCAGGAGCUCGCCCCGCAGCUGCAGCACAUCGACACGCUCGACUUCUCUUGGCUCCCGUCGGAGUGCAAGGAGGCAACGUCGCUCCGCCACGGCGCGGGCUGCGGCGCGGUCCGCCAGGUCCUCUUCUCAAACCGCAACCCGGCGGCGCGGUUGCCGCCCUCCGAGCAGCCGCUGCUGCUGGUGGCCAUGUACACGUGGGAUGGCAAUGCUUACCCCGGCAACGAGUAUUGGCUCGGGUGCCUCGCCGCGAGCGGCGACCCCGCCGCCGCGUGCUGCUCGGCGAUACCGCUGCUGCAGAACCCCGAGGUGAACGACUACCUGUGUGGCGGCGCCACCGUGCUCCACCCCUCGGGA